Sturnus vulgaris (Common starling) is the source of this 7840-nucleotide messenger RNA. RefSeq names its product transmembrane O-mannosyltransferase targeting cadherins 1 (gene TMTC1). Lineage: Eukaryota; Metazoa; Chordata; Aves; Passeriformes; Sturnidae. The record is from RefSeq and is a predicted model, not a curated record. Gene Ontology annotation, molecular function: protein binding; mannosyltransferase activity. Gene Ontology annotation, biological process: protein O-linked glycosylation via mannose; RNA processing.
AUUUAGUUUUAAGACACAAACGAUGUGUUGUUCUUUCACUUGCACCAGAUGUGGGAUGUUUUACCAGCUACCUUCCCUGACACAAGUGGUAGCCCAGUAAGGUGCUCUGGAAAGCCACAUGGUUCUUCUAAAGCUCUGUGGCAUUGAAUGUGACCUGACCAUUUAUGCCACUCUCUCACAUCAAUCUGUUGGGUGGAGAGCAGACUUGCUGAGCAUUGAAUCAUAUUAUCUUCUGUGGUCUCCAGACAGACUUCAGGACAGCAGCUUUCUAAAACAGAAAAGUUUCUCUUCUUAAUUGAAUUAUUCAUUACCUGACCAAGGGUGACUUCUCUGGAGGAGAGCAAACACACGACCUGGAGAUAAUGGCCACCUCACAAGUUUUUGGUCACUGGUGGGAGGUGAUGCUGCUUCUCAAGGAUGAAGUUGGUGGACUUAUUGACACUGAUAAAAGUGCUCCUCUGUCUGUAAUUGAAACCUUGGAGAAAGAGCUGAACUGUUCUAGUUGAUCUUUUCCCAGAAUAAUUCUACUUAAAGCAAACAUUUGUAGUGGAAAAUUCCUGCCUAAAGUGUUGCAGAGAGUUAAAAGCGAGUAGAAACAGGUUCUUGAAAAGUCAGACAGCGUGAUGAAUAGAGGGCUCUCCUCUCUCCACACGUAAAAAUGUAAACCAAGUGCAACCAAACACUUCCUGCUGCAAAUCACAAGGGGGUUGAGUUUCAUAAAGGGUUUCAGUAGGGGACAAAAGCCUGGGGUUUGGUCCAAAUGCUGUUAAAGUCAGUGAGAGGCUUUCCCUUUGGUUCUGGUGGGCUUUGGAGCCAGGCCAUGGUGAGCACUUGAAGGCCAACCUGACCUUUCACAGGGAGACAAAGCUGAAGGCUUAGUUUCAUCUCUCUUGUACUUGCUGCAGCCUGAUUAAAAUCAGUGGGAACCCAAGAAACUUUGCACUUUGAGGCGUUCAGCCCUUGAAGACUAGUCUGACAUUUAAGUCAGGUUUGAUGCUUAAAUGUCAACAUUUCGCAAUAAGUAGACUCCAAAGACUAAAACUUGUCUGGCUUGCUUUAUGCUGUGUGAUUUAGUUCCUUAGUUUUAGGCAUGGCACUUAGGGAAGUUUUCCGAAGAGCAAUUCCUUUGUACAGACCAUCCAGAUGUACUUCUUUCAUCUUGGUAAAUGCUGCCUCUGUUUCUUGCUGGCUUUGCCCUGGUGCUUUUUUUCUGCAGUGUAAUCUUUUCUUCAUCUCACCAUGGUGACCAGGCUUGCAAACUUCCUACUAUAGAAAAUUUGAACAAAGCCCCAGGUAUUAAAGACUCUUGGCUGCAUUAGCAAGUGCUUCAGUCUUGUUUUUUCAAAGACUUGAAAGGUGGAAGCAAUCAGGUGAUAGACUGUCUUAAGGAAUUUGGAGAGGAAAUAAGAUGUGUUUUAUAUGCUCAAUGUUCACAGGAGAAACAUAUGAGGAUUUCAUGCUUGGAAAGGUAGCUUGCUUGAAGGUGUUGCAAUACAAACUGCAGUUUUUGUAAAUCAUUUAAAUAGUGUAUCCUGAUACUGACGGUAUGUUAUACAGAAGAAACUACAAAUGUUUUCCUUCUGAAUUUAUUUUGUUUACUUGAUAUUUAUAACUUCUUAAAAUAAGUUGUCAUUUUUUUCAAUAGUUUUUUACCUAAAAUAUGCUUAAAAUAUUCUUGUUGUCCCUUCUGUAUUUCUUUUUGUCAUUGCUUUAUUACAAUGAUGGAGCAUCUGUAAGGUUCAAUAGAAAUGGAAUUAUCAUAAAAUUAAUGUCACUGUUCAUAUAUUAGGAAGGUUCCUUAGACUUUGGCAAGUGCUUCUACUCUAUAUUAAAAUAAAUGCAUAGUUUUGGCUCCAAAUACAGUUUCAUUUUACUCAUUGAGAAACAGGAAGGGUUUUAUGAACAUUCAUACAACAGUAAGCCACCUGUGUGUUUGUGCAAUUAAUUAUCAUAGUACUUUGUCAGCAGACUUGUGAUGUAACUUAAGCGUGCAGAAUACGCUCCCAAAAAGUGCUUAGAAUCAGUUCUGCUAGAUAGUUAUUCUCCUCUCUGGAGACUGAGCAGAGAGCUGGGAAUCAGGAGUUUUUGCAUUUUAAUCACUGUCUAAAAUUGAAUUGCUCUGUUUGGGUGACCUUUUAAAAAGAUGUCUCCGUAGUCUUCUGGGAGUAUGAAGACAGCAAUCUCAGUGAGACACGCCUGGGAUUUUUCUGAGGAUUAAGGGGUUAACUGAAGAUUUAAAAAACCCAACAAAGAACAAAUGAACAAACACACCAAAACCAGAUUUUGAUGGCAAAAUUGCAAUGUAUUAUCGUAUGUAUUACUUGAACUAGUCUCAAUAUUUUACUUAUGUGGAAAGGCUUUUGGAGAGUAGGAGUGAUGUCAUUAUUAUUGCAUUUAGGGUGGUUAAAUCAAUGUACACAUUUUUCUACGCUUGAAAAAUGAGUUAGUGUUCCAAAGUAUUUCAACCAACAUUUGUUUCCUUAUAUUUCAGCUACCUGACUGCAAAUAACAACCAGAAUUUCUUGUAUACUGGAAGGCCUUUUUUGAAGAGAGCUGCUUUGGUGAUAAGCUACGUGAUCCUCGUGUUGUAUUUCCGUCUCUGGAUAAUGGGAGGUUCCAUGCCAAUGUUUUCAGAGCAGGACAAUCCAGCCUCCUUCUCACCGUAUUUACUGACAAGGUUUUUAACUUAUUCCUACCUUCUGGCCUUCAAUGCCUGGCUCCUGCUGGCACCGAUCACCCUGUGCUACGACUGGCAGGUCGGCAGCAUCCCUUUGGUCGAGUCCAUCUGGGAUGUGAGGAACUUAGCCACAGUGUUCCUGGUGCUGGUGAUGGCAUUACUCAGCCUACACUGCAUUGCUGCAUUCAAGAAACUGGAACACAAAGAAGUUUUGGUUGGCUUGUUGUUCCUGGUUUUCCCAUUCAUCCCAGCCAGCAACCUCUUCUUCAGGGUGGGAUUUGUGGUGGCAGAGCGAGUCCUUUACAUGCCGAGUAUGGGGUACUGCAUCCUUUUUGUCCAUGGCCUAAAAAAGCUUUCUACAUGGCUAAAUAAAUGGAGAAUUACUGUUCCGGCCCUCUUUGCUUUGCUGCUGCUGCUUUUCUCUUGGAAGACCGUGAAACAGAAUGAAAUCUGGCUAUCACGAGAAUCCCUUUUCAGCUCAGGAGUGAAGACCCUGCCCCACAAUGCCAAGGUGCACUACAACUAUGCCAAUUUUCUGAAAGACCAGGGCCGUAACAUUGAAGCAAUCUACCACUACAAAACUGCUCUCAAGCUGUACCCUCGUCAUGCAAGUGCUCUCAACAACUUGGGGACGUUGACCAAAGACGUCGUGGAGGCUAAGGAUUACUACAGACGGGCCCUGCAGCUCAACCCACAGCACAAUCGAGCUCUCUUCAACCUUGGCAACCUGCUCAAGUCCCAAGGGAAGAAGGAGGAGGCUGUAAUCUUGCUGCGGGACUCCAUUAAGUACGGCCCAGAGUUUGCAGAUGCUUACUCAAGCCUGGCGUCACUGUUGGCCGAACAGGAACAGCUUAAGGAAGCUGAGGAGGUCUAUAAGGCUGGCAUAGAGAAUUGUCCAGAGAGCUCCGAUCUGCAUAACAACUAUGGUGUUUUCCUGGUUGAUACUGGGUCUCCCGAGAGAGCCAUGUCCCACUACAGGCAGGCCAUCCUCCUGAGCCCCGCUCACCACGUGGCCAUGGUGAACCUGGGCAGGCUUCAUCGCUCCCUGGGGCAGAACAAGGAGGCUGAGGUGUGGUACAAGAGGGCACUGAAGGUAUCCCGGAAGGCUGAGAUCCUGUCCCCUCUGGGAGCUCUCUAUUACAACACAGGGCGAUACGAAGAAGCGCUGCAGGUUUACAGGGAAGCAGCAGCACUGCAGCCUUCCAGCAAGGACAUCCGACUGGCACUGGCUCAGGUUUUGGCGAUGAUGGGGCGGACGAAGGAAGCUGAAAAGAUGACGAACCAUAUCCUUAACGAGGAUGCAGAGUGUCUGGAGUGCUACCGCCUUCUGUCAGCCAUCUACAGCAAGCAGGAGCUCUAUGCCAAGGCACUUGAAGCUAUAGAAAAAGCGCUUCAGCUAAAACCAAAGGAUCCAAAAGUCAUAUCAGAGCUCUUUUUCACUAAAGGAAACCAGCUAAGAGAACAGAAUCUCCUUGACAAGGCUUUUGAGAGCUAUAAACGGGCUGUGGAGCUCAACCCAGACCAAGCACAGGCCUGGAUGAAUAUGGGAGGCAUUGAGCACAUCAAGGGGAGCUACAUCACUGCCCGUGACUACUAUGAGAAAGCCUUACAACUGGUUCCAAACAGCAAGCUGCUGAAGGAGAAUCUGGCCAAGCUGGAUCGCUUGGAGAAACGGUUUCAAGAAGUCCAGGAGAAAGACCAAACAUAGCAAUCAGUCACCAGCAGAGAGACACUCAUGCCCCUUGGAGAAGAGUAUGGUGGAAGCCUGUUGCUCAGAGUGAUGCUGAAAGAACUUUGAUAGGACUCAGAAUUAUGGAAGGCAAACUUCAAAUGCAUGCUUAGGUUCGAUCAAAGUUACAGGAGACACUUGGGUCCUGUGGGACAUGCUGGAGCAUGAAUGAAAACCUUCCUUUAAUCAAGAUUUAUGUCUAGGCUGAGCCCAAGUUAGUCACACUGGGAGUGUGGGUGGGACAUGUACCUUCAAUAUCUUGGUUGUCACCAGGGAAACCAUGGAGACAAAGCACUCAUUCAUUGCAGGAGGGGUGAAGUAGCAUCUCCUGUUACUCCACACAGACUCACCUCAUCCAUGUAGAGCACCAGUGAUGGGCUUCAUUGCAAGUGCUGCAAACAGGAAAGAUGGUCAUAAUGGUCACAUAAAAAAGGUUCCAAGGGGUUAAUGCUGAGGAAAUGGUGGUCACUUUUACAGCUCUAAAUGUGACUUGAAAGUUAUUCUAAAGAAAGGGGAAGCUAAUUAAAUAUCACCCUAGAAGGAUGAUUCUACAAGUAGACAGAUGAUCCUUUGGCAGAAAACCUAGUCUGAAUGUUUUUACUCAUUAGACAAUAAUUUUGUAGUAAUUCAGGUUCAUUAUGUCACUUUUGUCAAAUAUCAUAUGGCUUUACCCCUUGCCCUCUCCCUCCAGGCCAAAUAAUUAUUAUCUGAAAAAAAUUGAAGCAUCCAAAGGCAAUGGGAAGCUCUAGGAUUACUUGUCCUUCUGCUCAGUCCCCAGUAUGGAAAACAAACAACCUAUCUAAUGAAUAUAGGAGGUAAAGUAAAGCCACAGAGAGAUUAGGGAAUAUUUCCUAGCCUGGAAAGGUACGAAGGAGGCUCUUUUAUGGGUGUGCAGGGACAAAGCCUAUUUAUCAUGGUGAUAAUACUGACAAAAUAGUUGGUCAAAGUGUUCUCACCAUUCCCCUAAGAGAUACAGAAAAUUACCUAUAGCUGGUCAGUCAUAAAUCUAUAUUUUUAAAUACUGAUAUGGGAAAAUAAAUUCUAUUCAGAACUGGGGCUUUUAUUUUUGAGCUUUAUUUAUUUAAAUUAUCAUAUUCAAAUAAUUAAUAUAUUUUCUCUGUUUUAUACGAAUUGGGCAAUAUCCUUCACAGCUGGCCACAUGGUUGGGCAUUGUGACUCAUAUUGUCUGAAGUUAGAAAAAGGGAGUACCAAUGAGGCAUGCUGGAAUAAUUCCCUCUCGUGAUUCUAAAGCAAGAGGCUGCUGAGCACAUUGGACCACACUGGCCCUGCAAUAGCAGCACUUCUGCUGCUUCCACCAGUUCACAGGGAGUGUUAGUGGGAUCCUGCUUCGUGCCUUUGGGUUUGGACAUCAGGGUAGGUCAUCAGUUUGUUCCUCUUGCUGCACUAAACUGCUAGAAAAGUUGUUCUGCUCAAGCUUGACUGUGGCCAGCAGCCCAGAGUGUGGCAUUAUUAGUACUGUUCAGUUAGAUGUGCAAUGCCUUAAAACACAUCUGUCAGGAAAAGCCUGUGUGGUGGGCAUGCCUGUGUGGCCCGGAUUUAGCUGGCCAUGGCACCUCAGCACGCUCCAAAUUCCCUCAGUGGGAUGAUGGUUCAGCCACGUGCUGGUGGUUUUGCUGGUUUCAUUUGAAAAGCCUGGUGUCUUGCUGAAGGUGGUGGUCAAAUUACUGAUGAAUUAUUAAUGUGACUCCAACUGCAUUUGAGCUCAGAGGGAGUCCAGGUGCAGUUGUCUGCCCUGCCAGGGUUUAUGGACUUGCCAGGGCCAUGGCUGUGCACCCACUGAGACCAGGCUGGACUGGUCCCCACUGGCCAAAGAGACCAGCCAAGGAGGCAGCUGGGCAGAACAGAAAGACGGCUGGGGGGAAGAGAUGGCACCACAAAUGUUUGGGCUCUCUCCCUCCAAACCAGCUUCCAGGUUGCCCUGCUGGCUGCCAUGCACAGAGUAGCUUUGCACACUCCUGGGCUGCCAGGAUGACCAGGAGGAGGUGGCAUCAUGCCAACACAGUCCCAUGGGAUGGGGAAACCAAAGCUUAAAUGGCCUCUGAAAGCAGUCAGUUCCCUGGCAUGCAUUGCAAGGUUUUAGAUGGUUCCUUACUGGGAUAUUCAGAGGUACCUGGACCAGAAAGCUCCCUGCCUGUCCCCAAGGUGAGCCUGUCUUUGGGGCAGCUUCCCAAAGCCCCGUUUACCCAGGUAUACUGGCUGUGGUGCAGUGAAUUUGGGGGCUGGCAGAACAGUGUUUGUUGCAGCCCUGACAGUGGUACUGUGCGAAGCCCCUCAGGAAGGAGGCAUCUGCAGAGUGCUCUGACAGCCAGCUGAAGCUUGGGGGUAGCAUGGGGGGAGAUAUGCCUCCUUUAAAAGUGUGUAUCAACUAUAAACUUUUCCUCAUAAAGAUAUAUUAAAUAAAUACUAUAUAUUCUACAGGCCUCGCUGCAGUUUGUGGCUUUAAAUAGUGGCCAAUGAAACAUAUUUUUUCAAAUACAGAAGUUGUAUUUUUUAUAGCAAUGCUUUGUUAGGGGGAAGACCUAGUUUUAUGUUUUUAACUUCAGCAUAAAUCUUAGUUUGUCUUUCCUGAGAGACCUGGUAGAAAUUACUGUCUCCUGCUUGUCCUAAAACCUGAUCAAAGCCAUCUCGACCUCCUAAAACUGGUGUAUGUGUAGAAGUAUAAUAUUGCUUUGGAUGCCCCCCUCCCAGAUCCUGAAGAAGGAUUGAUUACUAUUUGUGCAACACUGUCUUACUUGCAGAAAAUGAAGAAAGAUGAGACCCAUGCUCCCAGUAAGGAGGUGGUUUGGUUGGAAGGCAAGGCAUAUCCACUUGCCUGAAUUAGGCAGGUAAUAUAUCCAGGGAUUUUAAUGCCAGUUGAACCAGUUUACAUUUCAGUUUACAUUCUGAAAGGCCAGCUCUCCACAGUUUGGAGCUGGGUUUAUGGUAGUUAGGGAUAGAGGAGUGCUCAAUAAUGAACCCCACGUUCCUGAACCAGCACUUUAUACCCCAUCUAUGCAGGAUGACAGGCUGCAAACUGGCAGCACCUUUGGAGAAUGGCUCAGACCAUGGGCUACCAAAGCAGUUACACCCUUGUGAAGUUCUGAGCUGACUCCCUGUCCUGUUGGCACCCAUGCUGAAGCCCUGUAUUUGUUCAGGGCAUUAAUCACGUUAAAGGUUUAUUGCAGGCAAAGAAGAACAGAGUAUGAUAUGCAAUGGGUUACCUCCACUGAAAUGGAAUGCUAUUGUAAAAGAUAAAUUGAGCAACUUACCUUGUGAUAACUUUAUAUUAUCUUAAUACAUCAUAGGAAAUGUUCUCUGCCUCUAGCAUUGCACAGCUUCUAAAAUAAUGAGUUAUAAAUACAUUGUUUUCUGCCAGCUUCAGUGCUCAGCAUGGUUAGCAGAGAUUGCAAAUUAAUAAAUGGCUGAAGAUCUGC